CCCGCCUCUUCCUGUGGUGUGUUUCUUUCUAUGAGCGGUUCCUUACUACCCUGAACUCUCUUGUCUUGUAGGAGAUAGCGCUGAUGUCUGUGAACUAUGCAGCUGGUUUGUCCCCCUAUAGUGAGAAAGGGCGCUGCGGUCUGCCGGAGAUUUUUGACUCUUCAGAAGAGUUGCAACAAAAAGUGGAGGACCUUGCUGAUAUGGUUCGGAAAGCUUCAAAUAUUGUCGUUCACACAGGAGCUGGAAUAAGCACUUCAUGUGGGAUCCCAGAUUUUAGAGGUCCUAAUGGUGUGUGGACAUUGGAGGAAAAGGGUUUAAAUCCCAAAUUUGACACAACAUUUGAAACAGCACGUCCAUCUGCUACACAUAUGGCGCUAUUGCAGCUACAGAGAGUUGGCAUAUUGAAGUUUUUGAUUAGCCAAAACGUAGAUGGUUUACACGUGAGAUCUGGAUUCCCAAGGGAUCACCUAGCAGAGCUUCAUGGAAACAUGUUUGUUGAGGAUUGUACAAAAUGUGGGAAACAGUAUGUUCGAGAUAAUGUGGUUGGAACCAUGGGGUUGAAACCUACUGGAAGACUCUGUGAUGUUCACAAAGUAAGAGGCCUACGAGCUUGCAGGGGAAAACUGGUAGAUACAAUUCUUGAUUGGGAGGAUUCUUUGCCGGACAGAGAUCUUAAUCUAGCAGAUGAAGCCUGCAGGAAAGCAGAUCUGGCUAUCACUCUUGGAACAUCUUUACAAAUUAAACCCAGUGGGAAUCUUCCUUUAUUGACUAAACGUAAGGGUGGAAAACUGGUGAUAGUAAAUUUACAGCCAACCAAACAUGAUCGCUAUGCUGACCUGCGUAUUCAUGGAUAUGUGGAUGAAGUAAUGACACAGUUAAUGCAGCAUCUGGAUCUUGAGAUUCCUGUGUGGACUGGUCUGCCAACUAAAUUAGAACCAAAAUCACAGGUCAUAGAAGAACCAAAAUCACAGGUCAUAGAUCACCCGAUUGACUGCAAUGGAGAUUUAAAUUCUACACAUAUUAAGAGGGAAGAAAUGGACAGUUGCCUUGAACACAAACCCCACCUGCCAAAAAGAGCAAAAGUAGAAAUGACUUGUACAUGAUCUUGGAUCAUCAUUUGCAGUCAGUGAAAGAUUUUCUUGUUAGGCUACAUGCACAAGACUGUAUGUGUUUUGCGGUCCGCAAAUUGCGGAUGCCAUCCAUUGUUUUUUUUUUUUUUUUUUUUGCAAAUCCAUUUUAACAAUGCCUAAAACGGA
Messenger RNA from Bufo bufo (common toad), 1256 nucleotides. RefSeq names its product sirtuin 6 (gene SIRT6). The record is from RefSeq and is a predicted model, not a curated record. Gene Ontology annotation, molecular function: NAD+ binding. Lineage: Eukaryota; Metazoa; Chordata; Amphibia; Anura; Bufonidae. Bases 84 to 1103 code for a protein of 339 amino acids. The transcript is spliced from 8 exons.